Messenger RNA from Lachancea thermotolerans CBS 6340, 4845 nucleotides. It is a transcript of the gene MON2, whose product is annotated as Mon2p. The record is from RefSeq and is a predicted model, not a curated record. Bases 1 to 4845 code for a protein of 1614 amino acids. NCBI's taxonomy places the organism in Eukaryota, Fungi, Ascomycota, Saccharomycetes, Saccharomycetales, Saccharomycetaceae. The transcript has a single exon.
AUGUCGACGAAACUUUCGUUCCGCAAAUUUAGUGAUGAGCUCUUCACAGAAUUGCACGCACUUUCGGCGGAGUCUAAGCGGCGCAGCUCUGAGGUGAGGCAUGCAAGUGACAAGUCAAUAGAGAUCUUGAAAACUGUUCAUGAAUUCGAAGACCUUCCAAGGCAUCCAGACUUUGUAACGCCUUUCGUCCUUUCGUGUGCCUCCAAAAACGCUAAGCUCACAAGCGUCUCAGUGCAAUGCCUACAAAAGAUGUCAUCGGUCAAUUGCAUACCUGAGGACAGAAUUGAGGACGUGCUCGAUGCAUUCAUAGAUUCAACCCACCUAGCCGCAGAAAUACAGCUCAAGGUCCUACAAAUCAUUCCGCUCUUUUUCAAGACAUAUAGCCAGGUUGUUGUUGGAAAGCUAUGCUCCAAACUGCUUUUAUGCUGCUCAAGUCUCAUCCAGAUACCAAACAAGGCGCCCGUCGUUUUCGGAACUGCGAGUGCAACGCUCCAGCAACUGAUAAACGACAUUUUAGAGAGAGCGACUAUCGAUCAAGAAAGCAGGACUUGCAAAGUGGCAGUAAACAAUAUAGAAUUCAUUGAAGUCGGCUCAUUUCGCCAUGAUGCUAACCGCCUUUUUAACGACUUGUGCAACCUAAAGAAUGCGUCUUACAGUCCUAAAGAUUGCAUUCUGAACGUCGAAAGCAUACCAGAAGACUAUGGGCUUGAGGUUCUCGAAAGUGUACUAAGGAAUCACCGGAAACUUUUUGCAGCCUGCCCCGAUUUACAGUUCGUUCUUAGAACAAGGGCUGUACCUCUACUUCUGCGUUCUAUUUCAUCGUCAAAGAGUUUCCCGAUUGUUGUAAGGAGCGCAAGGUGCCUGACAUUGCUGAUACAAGAAGAGUUUCUGGCAAUUUUAGAGCUCGAACUUGAAAUAAUUUUAUUUCUUUUGAUCAACAUCUUGUCAAAUGAAAUCGAAUCACCAAUUUGGAAGAAGAUCAUAUCCCUUGAGCUCUUUCAGCUUGUGUGCAAAAACUUUGCAUUGGUUUGGGGCAUCUUCAAAUCUUAUGAUGUUCACCCUGAUCGCAGACAGAUUCUCAAGAGCCUUUUGAGUACUCUUAAAGGCAUUCUGAGCCAAAAAGAGUAUCACGAAUACUUGAAAGUCCUCCAUGUGCUAACUCGAGGGGACACCCCUAUAGUUUCACAAGAAUAUUCAGUGGCCAAGAUCCCAUUUAUUGACUUGCUGGACAAGGCAAGCGCGCCUCUUGUCGACCAAACAUAUGUCGUAUAUCUGGUGCUAGCUGUAACCAAUUCCAUAUCGGACGGAAUGGGGUCACAGGCAGUAUCGUUAUACCAAAAGCAAGCGAAAGAAGAAGAGGUUAAGUCGUUGAAGCUUAUGUACAGUGAACUUUUCGAUGACCUCUUUUUUAUCCACAAAAUGUUUUUGUACGCUUCAACUUUAGACACUCCGUUGUUUCAUUCAGUGGUGAGGGCCUUCCAAAAGCUAUCACACUCUGCUGGCGUACUGGAAUGCGAGAAUAAGCUAAACAAGUGCCUGCGCUUGUUUGGGAUAGCUACAGUCGAAAGCUGUCAUAUAAUGGGCGAGGCCCCUGAAGAUAACGAGUCUGACCGGAGCCUGACCACUGCCAGUACUGUUAUAAACACUAUCAGCGAAUCACUGAUAGGGAACUCAUCUAAUGCUAAAGGGAGCUUUGAAGCAAACCUUCAACACUCGCGCGCUAUUCAUCAAAGGACGAUAAGUGUUUUCAGAGCGUUAAUGUCACUGUCCUUAUCUUUAGGCUCUGUUUUCAGCUCAGAUAGUUGGAAAGAAGUUUUAAAGACUUGGCAAUGGAUGUCAUACUACCUUGAGGGUCCAUCUAGAGACUCCGAUCAUUCAACGCAUGGCUUCAAGACAGCCCAAAACCCUCGAGCAUCUUCGUCUGAUAUCAGCGCUGCAAAGUUCAGCAUCAUCAAGCUAUAUGAAAGCACACAGCACUACUCCAGUUCCAGCUUCAACGUCAUGGUCUCAAGCGUAAUUCAGCAAUCAAAAGAAUGCGCUGAGCUAAUAACAUCCAAUUAUGCUCCUGAGGGCCACUCGCCCGUUGAUGGUAGUAAAAUGCUGAAUACAUGUAUCUUCAACAGGGACUUCUUCAUCGCUCAACUGAGGGAGCUGAGUCAAAUAAAUAUCUGGCGGUUGGUGAAUGAAAGCAAAUGGCGGCCAAGUUGGGACUUGGUGAUUAGUUACCUUGUUGAGGUUGCGGCAAGUCGAGAAAUUGCCAAUGAGAAACUUCGGUUGAGUGCUGUUGAUGUUUUUAAUAACAUAAUUUCAAGGGCAGCAAUUGUCUCAAGCGAUCCUGAAAUACCCCAAAAAACAGAUACUGAAGCUGCUCAAAGCCGGCUUUUAACAGCCCUGAUGCAGAUGAUAAACAGCAUUAUGAGUUUAAAAAGAACAAGAGACGAUGUCCGCAAUGGUGCUGUUGAGACUGAGUAUGAUAUUUUGUUUCAGGUCUUGCGCACCUUGAAGGGGCUUUUAGACAUUUUUGGGGACUCGUUACAGGGGGCGUGGGAUGUUGUCUUCAAGAUUAUAAAUUGUCCUUUUGUUAUUAUGUCUGAAAGCUCUAUUACUGAGCUCUCAGAUCACGAAGAAGACAGCUCCAUUCUGGAAACCAUAAGCUCAAAGCACAAUGGCGUAAUCAAAUUAUCCUUCGAGGUCUUUAAGCUCAUUUUUGAUGAUUUUUUGCAGACACUUCCUCUAGAUGUUGUUAAGAACGUGAUUGACACAUUGCUUAAUUUUGUUAGGCAAGAUAGGGACUUGAAUAUAUCUUUUUCUUCAAUCAGCCAGUUUUGGCUUAUUGGAGAUUAUCUGAGAACCUGUGUUUCAAAAGUGCCCAGUGAAUUUACCGACUCCCAAAAACUAGCGUUCGCCAAGAAAAUCGAAGAUGGCCAGCUUAUCAGCAUGAUAUCCGACCAAAAUACCGAACCUUGUGGCCUUUACUAUGGUUUGUGGCUCUAUCUGCUAAAAAAACUUGUCGAGUGUACUAAUGAUGAAAGGGUCGAGGUCAAGAAUGGGGCUAUUCAAACCUUUUUUAGGAUCAUUGAUUCACAUUCAAGCUCGUUCCCACCAUGGGAGCUUAUAGUACACGAAGUUAUAAAACCUUUGCUUCAGCAGCGUUCCAAUUUCGAGGAGUACCUAGAAAGCGGUGAAUAUGUUAACCUGACCUUGAAGGGUUUGAUCCAUAUGUUUGCGCUCUAUUUGGCAAAGUUCUCACAUACUUCGGAUUUUACUGAAGCAUGGUCAUUACUUGUUUGUUACAUGGCAGAUCUGGUUAUCUUGCCUUCUUUCGAAAUUUCCUUCAUUGUACUUAGUAACCUAAGAGAACUUCUUCAAGCCGUUUUAAAGAUCCAAGACUUUCCAGCCAGAAUAACGAGUGAAAUAUACCAGAGGUGGUGCGGAUAUAACGUCAUUUACGCUGAUCCUGCAAAAUCUUCUGAGCUCAAGCGCAAGACAAACUAUGAUUGCGUAGAGGAACUUCUCCUUUGCUAUCCUUUUUUGCAUCAACUGAUGGGAAGCCAGGGCCUACUAGAUGCUGAAAAAGUCGAAAACAUAUUGUUAAUUCUGAAUUCUGCAGCUCGUUAUCCUUUGCUCCCUGAAUUCUCGACGGACAAUCAGAAACCUUCUACUCUGCAGAAUGCUGUCCUCAAAUCUAUAAAGACUUUCGAACUUGGACAGCAACUUGAUGUUGAGCUACUAAUGUUGGACCAGAUUAGCACAAUAAUGGCACUUCCUUUUGAUACAAGAACCCGCAUUCAAAUGAAAUUGGGACCCAAGCUCAGUAGUUCAUCCAGAAAGAGAAUCCCAUCAUUCGAGGCUAUGAGUUACGAAGCAUGCAGCUGCUUUUCACAACGCUUGUCGGGUAUAAAUGACCUCAAUCAGAGCUUUGUCAGCUCUAAGCGGCUUCUUAAAAUUUUAAAAAGUCUCAGUAUUCCUAUUAUCAACAAAUCAUUAAUCAAAGGAGACAUGAAUAAUUCUGCUGUUCUCUGGACUCUUUCCUCCCGUUGUUUCUUCUCGUUAGCUGAGAAAAUUCUCGACGUUUUUCAUUAUGAAGAAGUUGACCACAUUCCAGAAGAAGUGCGAGAUGCAUUUUUCGAUAUGUUUGUUGAAGUUGCAGUAGUCCCUCUCAAAAGGCUCGACUCUGAAACAGACUUGCUUACUGAGAUUGAUGACAUUGAAGAAUUUCAGCAUUUCCGAGAAAAACUACUUCAACAAUUGAACUUGGAAUCUUUGAAAGCCAAACAUCUCAAGAAGUUUGUGUCUUCGGUUUGGUCUGCUUCCUUUUUUCACGAAGUUGAUGACAUUGAAGAUGAAAUUAUCAAAAGCAGCGAGAGCCUUGAGGAGGUUGCUCAAAAGCUGGCGGUCUUUCCUUUCGAUGAAGUUCUAGAGUCCACGCGAGGUCAGAAACUUUUAAGCAAGUAUAAAACAGCGACUUUGUGCCUCCAGGACUUGACCAACUACAUGAUGUUUGAAGGGCCAGGUUUUGAUAAGCUGAGAGCAGUUUGUCUGCCAUUCUUGGUUGCCCGAUAUGCCUUCAGUCUGAGAAGGUACGUUUCUGACGCUAUACUUUUGAAUCGUGCCCCCAUUGCGAAGGAUAGAAGCAUGGAGGUGGCAUUGGUAUUGAGCGGACUGAGAAAAGUUCUAGAUUACAUAUCAAAGGCCAAGGGCAAGGUGGCCUGCGAUAAAGCUAUUCGAGACCUUCAAGUUCUUUAUCCUCUCAUUUUGCGGGCAAUACCGGUAUCACAAAAGGUCAGCGGUCUUGAAACUAUCGUUCAAGAAGUUUCUUUAGACUUCACUAAACUAUUGCACUAA